CCGACUGGAGGCAGGCAGAAAGAACAUCAACCUUUUAUAUUAUAGCUGUACUCGCAAGACAAUAUCUGCAAUCAGGACACAAGGAUGGCAGAGCCUCGAUUUAACAACCCGUAUUUCUGGCCGCCCCCUCCAUCCAUGCCAGGCCAGCUGGAUAACCUGGUGCUCAUUAACAAGAUCAAGGAGCAGCUGAUGGCCGAGAAGAUCCGACCCCUGCACCUGCCGCCUACCUCCACCCCUUCCCAGCAGUCUCUGCUGGUGCCCACCUCAUCCCCAGAUGGUAGCGCACAGCACGGGAUGCCAGUGCCAAAGCCCCAGCCGCAGCAGGUGCCGGGCCACCACCCGCAGCCACAGGGCUCUGGACAGCCGGACAUCGCUCUGCACGCCCGCCCCGCCUCCAGCUCCGGACCAGAUGGAAAUAUGGACGACAAGUCAGCAGUGAAGGCCAAAGGAUUGUGGGAAGACUGGCACAUGAGACAGCUUGGCGAGCAACCAGGCCGGGUCAACCAUCGCUCAGGUCUGGCUCCUUCAUCCCGACCCGACAGCCACAGCACCUCAGAGGCCCUGACCCCCACGACUCCAACCUCCAGCAGCCAGAACCGCCUGGGCGGCGCCCCCUCUGUGAACAUCAUAUCUGGCCUGGCUAGUGGUCCUGGCAUGGACCACAUGAAGGCUGGAGGCCUGGCAGGACUGUUGGGCCCGCCACCCAAGGCACCCCGGGGACGGAAGAAGAUCAAAGCUGAAAACCCCACUGGUCCUCUGCUGGUGGUGCCGUACCCCAUCCUAGCUGACCAAGGCUGUGUCACUGUUGCACCCAAAGAGGGCAAAACUUACAGAUGCAAAGUUUGCCCGCUCACCUUCUUAACCAAGUCAGAGAUGCAGAUUCACUCCAAGUCCCACACGGAGGCCAAACCACACAAGUGUCCCCACUGCUCCAAGACGUUUGCCAACGCCUCCUACCUGUCUCAGCACCUGCGCAUCCACCUGGGGAUCAAACCCUAUCACUGCUCCUACUGCGAGAACUCGUUCCGUCAGCUGUCACACCUGCAGCAGCACACCAGAAUCCACACUGGCGAUAGGCCGUAUAAAUGUGCUCACCCUGGAUGUGAAAAGGCUUUUACCCAGCUGUCCAACCUCCAGUCUCACCAGAGGCAGCACAAUAAAGACAAGCCCUAUAAAUGUCCUAACUGCUACCGUGCCUACUCAGACUCCGCAUCAUUGCAGAUCCACUUGUCAGCGCACGCCAUCAAAAAUGCUAAGGCCUACUGCUGUAGCAUGUGUGGCCGGGCAUACACCUCAGAGACCUACCUUAUGAAGCACAUGUCCAAACACACAGUGGUGGAGCACCUAGUCAGCCACCAGUCACCCCAGAGGACCGAGUCCCCCAGCAUCCCCAUACGCAUCUCCCUCAUCUGAGCUCCCCGGCUGCUCAGGAGCAGCUCGGAUUCAGAGUCUACGUUCGGCUGGAGCUUAUGAGGCCCUGCACCCACGGCCAUCUACAUAAGGCUUACAUUAGCAUUAUGACAGCUGACAUGCAGCACAUUCAGGAAGUAUUCAGACCCCUUCACUUUUUUCACAUUUUGUUCUGUUGCAGUCUCAUGCUAAAAUCCUUUGAAGUCAUUUUCCCCUCAGCAGUCUACACUCAGUACCCCAUAAUAACAAAUGAAAAACUAAAUUUUAGAAAGUUCUGCAAAAUUAUUACAAAGGAAAAACUGAAGUAUCACAUUGACAUAAGUUUUCAGACCCUUUACUCGGGACAUUGUUGACGCACCUUUGGCAGCGAUUACAGCCUUUAAUUUUCUUGGGCGUGACGCAACAAGCAACAAGCUACGCACAACUGGAUGUGCAGAUUUUCUGCUAUUGUUCUCUGCAGAUCCUCUCAGGUUCUGUCAGGUCACGUGGGGACUGUUGGUGAACAGCCAUUUUCAGUUGACUCCAGAGAUGAUGCAUUGGGGUCAAGUCAGGGCUCUGGUUGGGCCACUCAGGGGGAUUCACAGGGUUGUCCUGAAGCCACAUCUGCGUUGUUUUGGCUGUGUGCUUAGGGUCAUUUUCCUUUGGGAAGGUGAUCCUUCCACCCCAGGUCCUGAGAACUCUGGGUCAGGUUUUCAUUAAGGAUCUCUCUGUACUUUGCUCCAUUCAGCUUUCGAUCAACCCUGACCAAUCUCCCAGUCCCUGCUGCUGAAAAACACCUCCACAGCCUGAAGCUGCCAACACCUUACGCCGCUCUAGGGAUGGUAAAGGGCAGGUGAUGAGUAUUGCCUGGAUUCCCCAAGACAUAAUGCUUCAAACUGAGACCAAACAGUUCGAUCUUGGUUUCAUCAGACCAGAGAAUCUGGUUUCUCACAGUCUGAGAGUCCUGUAGGUGCUUUUUUGCAAAUUCCAAGCAGCUUCCAAUGAGGAGAGGCUUCAUCGGACCACUCUAUCAUGAAGCCCAGAUCAGUGAGAGCUGCAGUGCUGGUUGUCUUUCUGGUUUUCUCCCAUCUCCACACAGGAUCUCUGGAGUUCAGCCAGAGUGACCAUUGGGUUCUUGGUCACCGCUCUUACCAAGACCCUUUUCCCCUGAUUGCUCAGUUUGACUCAGCGAGGGUGGGCUGCAGUUGAAAAGUCAAAACAUUUCCUUUCCUGACAACUUUGUUUGACCUCAUGAGGUCAAGGAAAGAUUCAUGAGGGCUUAUGAAAAGACAACUGUAGUGCUAAGAGAAUCCUACAGCACUGACACUAGUCAGCAAGGAUGGAUGUUAAUGAAGUAGAAUGGUGUUUUGUGGAAUGGUGUUUUUUGGAAUGGUGUUUCUGCCGCAAGGAAUUCUGGGAUGGCAUUAUCUUCUUUGCUUUCAUAAAGGAUGGUCCAGUGUACCCUAUGCUGAAGGAGAUAAGAAAGGGAGCAUUGAGGAACCUUUCCUCAGUAUUCAUUUAUUUUGCUUAGGAACCUUCCUAAGCAAAAAGGCUUUGACCACAGCCGAUGCAGCAGACAUUUUUUGUAGCCGCAGAUUUCUGCCCGACGCAACCCUGUCUCUGAGCUCUGCACGCAGUUCCCUCACCUCAUGGCUUGAGUUUUGCUCUGAACUGCAUUAUCAGCUGUGAGACAUUAUAUAGACAGGUGUGUCUCUUUCCAAAUCAUGUCCAAUCAACUGAACUGUGGUGGACUCCAGCCAAGGUGUAGAAACAUCUCAAAGAUGAUCAAGAGAAAUUGGAGGCACCUGAGCUAAAUUUCAAGUGUCAGAGCAAACGGUCUGAAUUCCUAGGUUUAAGUGAUGUUUCAGUUUUUCAUUUUUAAUAAAUUUGCAAACAUUUCUAAAAUUUUCACUUUGUCAUUAUAA
Molecule: messenger RNA, 3314 nt
Organism: Seriola dumerili (greater amberjack)
Lineage: Eukaryota; Metazoa; Chordata; Actinopteri; Carangiformes; Carangidae
Product: zinc finger protein 362-like
Exons: 9
Coding region: 85-1413 (442 amino acids)
Biological process (GO): regulation of transcription by RNA polymerase II
Cellular component (GO): nucleus
Molecular function (GO): DNA-binding transcription factor activity, RNA polymerase II-specific; RNA polymerase II cis-regulatory region sequence-specific DNA binding
Source: RefSeq, a predicted model, not a curated record